Molecule: messenger RNA, 2105 nt
Organism: Hemiscyllium ocellatum (epaulette shark)
Lineage: Eukaryota; Metazoa; Chordata; Chondrichthyes; Orectolobiformes; Hemiscylliidae
Product: zinc finger protein 239-like
Exons: 2
Coding region: 599-1483 (294 amino acids)
Source: RefSeq, a predicted model, not a curated record
ACGAGCUGGCGCAUGUGCAGUGUAGCUCUCGCAGCAGGACGGCGGCCGAAGGAACAAGGACCGAAACCGCUGGGUCCAGCAGCGCGUUCCGGGUCCGGGGAUCCUUCUUCAGAACACGGACAGGCCUCAGAGACAUCCCGGGGGAGGUCGCCAGGCCCGAGCGCCAAGACCUGGCUCCUGCCCCCGGGGAGAGGAGAUGGUGAGACAGGAGUAUUUGAAGAUUUGAAGACGGAAGUUUCAACAUCAACAGAUGAAGGGUUAUGCCCGAAACGUUGACUCUCCUGCUCCUCGGAUGCUGCCUGACCUGCUGUGCUUUACCAGCGCUGCACUUUUCAAAUCUGACUCUCCAGCGUCUACAGUCUUCACUUUGAUGUCAAUGUCUGACAGUCACUCAGUCCAUCGGGAACGUAACAGUUUUCAACUAUGAGUCUGUGAGAAGGAGGAAAGCUUUUUGUUCCCAUUUGAGUACGUUUUCAGCAUCAAUGGGAUUGGAUGAGAGACCCAACUGUUGCAGCGCACUGAAUGAGGUGUGUGUAGCAGUUAUACAGCCCGGAAAGAGUAAUUCACGACGUGUUUGUGCGCGGCUGAAGCUUUGGCCAUGGAGAAACCCGAGGAAUCCCGCCCCAUGGAGAAACCAUGGAAGUGUGGUGACUGUGGGAAAGGCUUCCGUGCUCCGUCUGCCCUGGAGAUUCAUCGGCGCAGUCACACCGGAGAGAGGCCAUUCUUCUGCCCUGAGUGCAGGAAGGCCUUCAGCAAUUCCUCCGCCCUGCAGGCCCACCAGCAGGUCCACACAGGGGAGAGGCCAUUCCCCUGCACUGAGUGCGGGAAGAUCUUUAGCAAUUCCUCCAUCCUGCUGAAGCACCGGCGGGUCCACACGGGGGAGAGGCCCUUCAGCUGCCCUGAGUGCGGGAAGGCCUUUACACAGGCGUCCAUCCUGCUGACCCACCGGCGGAUCCACACUGGGGAGAGGCCGUUCUCCUGCCCCGAGUGUGGGAAGGGAUUCAGUCAGGUGGGCAACUUGCGUACGCACCAGAGGGUCCACACCGGGGAGAAGCCCUUCAGCUGUCCCGAAUGUGGGAAGGCCUUCAGCUAUUCCUCCGACCUGCUGAAGCAUCAGCGCGUCCACACCGGGGAGAGGCCCUUCAGUUGCCCCGAGUGCGGGAAAGGCUUCAGCGAUUCCUCCGACCUGCUGAAGCACCAAAGGGUCCACACAGGGCAGAAGCCCUUCAGCUGCCCCGAGUGCGGGAAGGCCUUCAGUGAUUCCUCUGCCCUGGUGAAGCAUCGGCGAGUCCACACGGGGGAAAGGCCCUUCGACUGCCCCGAGUGCGGGAAAAGCUUUGCCCGGUCCUCCAACCUGCUGACCCACCGGCGGAUCCACACGGGGGAGAGGCCCUUCAGUUGCCUCGAAUGCGGGAAAGGCUUCACCCGCUCUUCCCACCUCCGGAGCCACCAGCGAGUUCACAUGCCAUCGCAGGGGGAUUGAAGGAGUGACGGCCGAGUGCCAUUAUUGACUGGACGAUCAACCCAGUUCCAGGGAUUCCGGGUUCAAUUCCCACCGCGACAGAUGGUGGAAUUGGAAUUUGGUCAGAAAUCUGGAGUUCAGAAUCUAACGGUGAAACCAUUUUAGGGGUGUGGGGGUGGAGAAACCCCCAUCUGAUUCACUCAGUCGCCCCAGCUGCAUCCUUUACCCGGUCUGGCCUGUAUGUGACUCCAGACCCACAGCAGUGUGGCUUAUUCCCCCCACCCCCAGCCCCCCCAAAAGCCCCUGGCAAAUGGGCGAGGAGAAACUUACUUGGACACAGGAUAUGGGUUGAAAUUGCUGAGUGAGGCAAUACUUCCUCCGGGUUAUGGUUGUAAUGAGGAUCCAAUUACAAAGAGACAAUUUCGUGCUGGCCAAUAUUAAAGAAAGGGGAGGCGGGGGUCUGUGUGCACUUUGAUCUUGAGGUGUUUUGUUUUUUAAAAAUCUGCUAUGCUUUCUCUGCCUUUUUGCUGGAGAGAAUCUGAAGCUGUAACAAAGUUGGGUCACAAUAAAGGGUUACCUGAACUUACCCCCUGGCUCAGACUCUCAUUGAAGGCUUUGAGCUCCAAGAGGUUUUGGUUUUAAA